GUUGUGGUUGUGAGCAUAGAUAAAAAAUAGACGUUUACUUGUUGCGCAUCCGGCAUCUGUCAAGUGUCAAUUUGUGCGCCAAUUUUACAUCUAAUUUAUUUGUGUAAGUUAAAAAGUUACGCUAAAUAGACUGGUCUAAAGGACGAUUUACUGGCCAAGUGAGCAAAGAUGGAGGCCUCGCCUGAGGCCCCGCGGCGCACGCGCGCUGCUCUGGCUGAGAUCCCUGCGAGACUCGACCGGCUGCGCGUCACUCCGCUGAGGCCUGUCACCAACACGCGGGAGGUCUCGCCCUCCCUGCCGCCCGGGUACCUCAGUCCCGCGCCCUCGCCUGAUGAGUUUCUUAUACAGCAAAGAGGGCGCAAGCGUCUGCCAACAACAUGGUCUCCAGACAUCGACAUAAAACGCAACUCAACUUUCUACUCCGCAGUGCGUACGCCACCCAAAAACACCCCAGGACGAAGUUCACCCCUCAAACUGGGGGUGACAUUACGCUCUACACCCCGAAAACGUCUCCUCCUAGGAGAUGCUGAGAGAGUACCCCUCACACCAGAGAAAAUAGACUUCAGCGAUAUCAGCACUCCACAAAAGUUCAAAAUCAGCAGUCCAAUCAAAGGCACUCCACCAAUCAAAAGAUCGAGACUUGAUAGAACGUUGGAGUGUGAAUUCAGAGGACCCUUAGACACAGCAUUAAAAGGCCUGAGUCCAACACAACUUAUACACAUGAUUAAAAAAAUAACACACGAACACCCCAAAAUAGAGCAAGAGAUACGUCAUGAUAUGCCAGCACCAGAUCUGGCACCGUUAGAGGAAAAAUUGUGUUACCUAAAGUCGAAUAUAUUCAAAAGUCUCCCAACAUCACGAUUGACUUCCAAAACCGAUUCCCCGGCAUAUUCUAGAGUUGCUACCCAUUUGACAGCGUUUAAAAAGUGUCUUGUUGAGCAAGGAAAAGUGCUCGUUGAAUCCCAGCAUUGGGAAUCGGUGAUGAAUUACGUGUUCUUAGCUUGGAGUUAUGUCAGGGCAACACCUGUGUGGGACAACCAGCCGCAUAAUACUCAGAGGAAGCAGUGCUUUAAAGCGCUCACUAACUUUUGCAUGACUGCACUCAAAAAGGGAAGCUUCGGCAAGGAUUUCUUCAUGGACGUCCAAGAAAAGCUUCAGGAUUUGGAAGCAGAUAGCGAUGACGUCCAAUCAUGCCUCAAAUACGUUAGCGGACAAUUGCUAGAUCUGUAGUUAAUAUUUUUUGACUAAACAAAUUUUUUUGAUGCAUUACAAAUGUUGACAUUAGUGCCUUAAAUUCUACAUAUUAUUAUGAGCUUUUAAUAAUGAAAGUUCCUUAGUAAUAAUAAAGUAAUGAAUUUACAAUCAUGAAUAGUGAAUCAAGAAAUUGAUUAUUAAAGAUCAUUGAAAAAAUAUUAAAAAUGCAUCAAAGUAUGUUUUUGAUUAAUUUCAUUUGAAUUAUUUUUAGCAAAAUUUAUUAAAUAAUAAAAUCAAUACCAGUUAAAACAGUGUAAUGUUAAUGUAAUUUUAAGAGCCAUGUAUUUUUUUUACUUAUCACAUUAUGUUAAGAUUUUCUUCUUGUUUCCAUUUUUUGUAUAAACUUCAUUGGCGUAUCUAGAAUUAUUUCCUAGGGUGGGCCUAGCCCCCCAUAUCGAGUCUAUAAUUAGUAUCAUAAUAGAAUUCCGUAACGGCAGCCCAAAACCCUCGGGUGUGCAAAGGUCCAUUCUAAGGUGGGCACGGCCCACCCGACGCACUCUAUAUACGCCUGUGAUAAACUUUCAUAUGUAUCUUAAAGUAUGAUAAAAGGUACUUAAAAGCAGCCUUUUGUGUAAUAAAGUCUACGUGACAAAUACAGUGGUAGUCAUUUUGGCAUUUUGAAUUAUGAAUAAAUCUGAAUAAAUAAAUACUAAGUAGGUGUUAGCUCUAAAAAAAUGUACAUCACUUCUAUGAGACUGAUGCUCUAAGUUCUACAGUACGUAAUUAAUGUGUAAUUACAAUGACUUAAUUUUGUAAGUAGUCGUAAUUUUAUUUGUAAUGACAAACUAUGUGACUAAUUAAUUAAUAUUUGAAACCAGGGCCGCAUCCAGUGCUCUAUGACGUUAAAUCGUAUCUUAAAGUUCGCGUCAAAUAACUUUACUUCUCCGUUGUUCGCUUUUUAAUGUAUUCGCCACAGAAGACUGUCUAUUUUAGCUUGUAAUUGUAAAUUUUAUUACUGGAAAAACUAAUUCAAACUAACUUCAGAUCCUCAAAAUUAUUGAUGCGAAUUUUUUGAAAAAAUUAAAAUGUGCCAAAAUUGUUUAAACAAUAUAUUUUCUUAUGCAUUUACAAUUUUAAUGUCAAUGCUGUUACAUACCGUUAUUAUGAUUUUUUGAAGUUACCUAAUGUUAAAACAUUAAAGGAUUUUUUUAAUAGGUUUGUUGAUAUAAAAUUCAUUUUAAAUAUAAUUAAAUGUAUUGAUCGUGAUUAAAAUUUAAUUGAAUGAUAUGUAAGUUUUAUGAUCAGUGAACUAUAUUUCUAGAUUAAUUGCUUAUAGCUAAUCACUGAAAUGUAAUUUUUGAUUUUAGAUCAAGAAAAUUGUUAUACCUAAUACUGAAAUUGAUAAACGGCACAACUCGUGUUAAUUUCGAAUUAAGAAUAGUAUUGAGUCCAUAAGAGUACUUUUUGUACUGCUGUCAAAAUCAUUUUGAGUGAUGAGCCGUUUAAAUAUUUCAGUACUACAUAAAAUAACUGUUUUAUUAUAUAUAGGGAGGGCAUUUAAAAUUACGUCAAUCUUAUGACUUUUAUAUGCAAUGUACAUGUAUUUUAAUAUUUUUUAUAAAAUCCAAUCCUCCCCCCCUACUUACGGCCCAGGUUUUAUGUUAUGUGGUUUUUGAAAGAAAAUUGUGCCUUUUAUAAUGUAAGUUGAAUUUCGUAUUAAAGUACAGUGUUGACAAUAUUAUAUCAGUCGAAAUUGGUAUACAUUGAUUAUUAUUAAUUAUAUUUUGUGUAUACAUGUAAGAAAUCCGUUAUUUUCAAUAAAGCAUGGUUUUGAUAUAUUAUAA
Bicyclus anynana (squinting bush brown) is the source of this 3038-nucleotide messenger RNA. RefSeq lists its product as uncharacterized. The transcript has 3 exons. Bases 169 to 1230 code for a protein of 353 amino acids. The record is from RefSeq and is a predicted model, not a curated record. Gene Ontology annotation, biological process: nuclear protein quality control by the ubiquitin-proteasome system; proteasome localization. Lineage: Eukaryota; Metazoa; Arthropoda; Insecta; Lepidoptera; Nymphalidae. Gene Ontology annotation, cellular component: nucleus.